AAUUAAUCGAUAAGAUAUUUGAUGAAAUUAAAUGACACAAUCUCAAUCAAAUACGUAUUAUUUCAUAUGGACAAAUUCAUUAUUAUUUAAUAGAGAUAUUACCUGAAAUAGGACUAAAAAGGUUUGAAAAUUCCAAAAUAUGACUGUCAUGUUUUUAUUCCCAAAAUAGGACUAAUUACUGUCAUGUUUUGGCAGUCCCAGACUUCAAACAUGGCAGUAUUUUCCAAACAUGACAGUAAUUACUCCUAUUUUGGGAAUAAAAAACAUCACAGUCCUAUUUUGGAAUUUUCAAACUGUUUUAGUCCUAUUUCGAGAACUUUCCCUUUUAGAAAGGUAGAGAGUUGUCACCUAAUUAUAUUCCAAAUUUCUCUUUGGCUCUCAACCACUAUAGUCAACUCAAACUCUGUUUCGCUCCCAAGUCUCUUCUGACGUUAACAUUCAUGCAAGCACGCUCAGUCGCUCAGCUCCCAUAUAUAUUCCGAUCCCCUUCUUCUAUCUAGCCCGCCGGCCGGCCGCAUUCCGGCAGACAGUCAAAGAACAUCAGUCAUAACGGCAUAUUACAUGAAUAUAAAAACCACGUAAGCAAAUCGAUCUUCUUCUAACAAAUAUGGCUUCUAUGCACUUGUACUACUCUCUCAUCUUUCAUUUGGCUCUAAUCUCCCCACCGGUAAUAGGAGGAGCUCUAGAAGCUCCUCCACCUCCGCCGGAACUGGUGUUCAACUCUCUCGCGGCACUCAUUAUACUCUCCUUCAUCGGUUUGGUUAUAAUCAUUUGCUUCAUCAUCGCCAUCUACGCUCGGUGCUGCACCACCGAGCGCAGCAUGGGUCUCGACCUCACUGAAGGCGACUCUCGGAGGCGGCAUAGACGCCUCCGCCGGUCUACGGCCUACGGGCUUGACCCGCAUUUCAUCGACACCUUCCCGAUGUUCCUUUACUCCGACGUCAAGGGACUCAAGGUCGGCGGGAAGGCGACGCAGCUGGAAUGCGUGGUGUGCUUGAACGAGUUCGAGGACGACGACUCGCUCCGCCUACUCCCCACAUGCUCUCACGUGUUCCACCCGGUUUGCAUCGACGCGUGGCUUGCGUCACACGUCACGUGCCCCGUUUGCCGCACGAAUCUCCUUCCGACGGGCCAGGGGAAGAGGAGGAUCACUUUACUGAGUCAUAACCCGGCCAUUGACUCGCCCGUCUAUGAGCAAGUUCAUUACUCCGGCAAUGGGGAGAUAAACGGUGCCUUGCCCGCCCCAACGGGGAGGUCAACGCCGAAACGGCAUCGGAUUAUAACCGGGAGAUUCUCUCGGUCUCACACAACCGGUCAUCACUGUGACUCGCUGCUUCGACCCGGAGAAAAUGUUGACCGGUUCACGUUGAGAAUACCGGACGAGUUAAGAAACCGGUUGGUCAACGCCGGCCUGAGAAGAAAUCGGAGUUAUGCGGAGUUACCGGCUGGCGAAAGAAGUUGGAGGAAGGGGUAUAGAAGUAACAGCAGUGGGGUUGGUUUGGGAAGAUCCAUCAAUGGAAAGUUGGGGUACACGCCGCUGUCGUCAAAGGAUGAGCGUGGCGGCAGAGGGGAGGAAUUGACGGCGGUUCCGGUGAGUUUGAUUAGGACCGUCAAGGCACCUCUUGAUCGUUUCAUUAGUGGGGCGGAAAACGAUAGUGUUGAGGAACAAUCUCUCAAUAAACUUUUGCCCUCAUGAAAACUUUAUUGCAAUAAUUUUGUAUAUUUGUAGUCUUGUAGAUGGGGUGUUAUUAAAUAGGGAAAGUUCUCGAAAUAGGACUAAAACAGUUUGAAAAUUCCAAAAUAGGACUGUGAUGUUUUUUAUUCCCAAAAUAGGAGUAAUUACUGUCAUGUUUGGAAAAUACUGCCAUGUUUGAAGUCUGGGACUGCCAAAACAUGACAGUAAUUAGUCCUAUUUUGGAAGGUAGAGAGUUGUCACCUAAUUAUAUUCCAAAUUUCUUUGCUCACUCCCUUUCUUUAUUCGUUGUGCUUUAAUUUGAUUGGAGACAUGGGUACUGUACCUAGCAUUCAUUUGAUUGGACCACAUCACUUUAUCAGUUUUAAUUUAGCUUUAAAUAAUUCAACUGCUGCCUUUUCAUUGGUCCAUGUGGACAAAUGUAUAGUACCUUAUGGGUACCAUAGAAACUACCAUAUAAUUAAGGUAGAUUCUAUGCUACCCAUAAUGUAUCAUACCUUUGUCCACAUGGUCCAAUGAGAAUGUUGCAGUUGAAUUAUUUAAAUUUAAAUUAAAAACGAUAUCAUGAUGUGGACCAAUCAAUUGAAUGGUAGGUAUGGUACCCCAUUUAUUAAAUGAGUACCGGAGUUGUCGCCAUUAAUUAAUCAAUCACAUAAUUACUUACCUGUAGUCUUGUUUAGAUUAAAAGCCUAAGUUGACUCGAUGAGGAAAUAAUGAGCUAAUCUGAAACAUACUACCUACGUUCUCUUUUAAUUGC
Molecule: messenger RNA, 2450 nt
Organism: Cuscuta epithymum
Lineage: Eukaryota; Viridiplantae; Streptophyta; Magnoliopsida; Solanales; Convolvulaceae
Source: the annotation of a GenBank genome assembly